UGAAAUACCGCGUACUCAUUUAACUUCGCGAAUCACGGAAAUGGCCGCGAAACAGCGCAUUUUGAUAACUGGUGCCUCUGGUUUGCUUGGGCGAGCCUUGAUGAACGAAUUCACUCAAUAUAGUGCAUGGGAAGUGCUUGGCCUUGCAUACAGUCGUGUGCACGGGAAUCUCAAGAAAGCAAACUUGUUGGAUUUUGACGAAAUGAGUAAAUUAGUGAUCGACUUCAAACCGCACUUGUUGAUUCACGCGGCUGCAGAAAGAAGACCGGAUGUUGUAGAGAACGAUCCUUCAGUAACAGAGAAACUUAAUAUCGGUACAACCCAGUUCUUGGCCAAGACUAUCGAAAGUCUAAACUAUGGUUUAAGUAAGCCAGAGCAUUUCAUGGUUUAUAUUAGUACGGAUUACGUUUUUGAUGGCAACGCUGCACCAUAUAAGCCAAAUGAUGCCCCAAAUCCACUAAAUAAAUACGGGGAAAGUAAACUUGAAGGGGAGAAGGCGGUACAGAAGGAACAUAAGAAUGGUAUCAUCCUCAGAGUACCUGUGCUGUAUGGAGACGUGGAAUCAUUAGAUGAGAGCGCUGUCACGGUUUUAUUGAAGGUGCUCAAGCAGAAAGAAGAAACUGUAAUUGAUGACUACCUGAUCCGCUAUCCCACCCUUGUGGAUGAUGUUGCUGGUAUCUGUCAUUCUCUUUGUGAAGAAAAGCUCAAGAAUGGUUCAUCCUUAAGUGGCAUUUUCCAUUGGAGUGGCAAUCAAGCUAUGACCAAAUUCCAAAUGAUAUGUCUGAUGGCAGAACUGUUCAAGCUUCCCAUGUCACACGUGAAGGGAAAUAAGAAUGCCCCUUCUGGUCCUACAAGAAGGCCAUUUAAUACUGCACUGCAUUGCGGAAAGAUGGAAGAUUUGCUAGGGGAAAAAGUUAGUUUGUUCCAAACUCCAUUAAGGGAAGGACUCAAAAGGUACUUGGUAAAACACAUUUAGAUAAUGAGAUAUAUUAUUUGCAUAGGGAGGGAACAUGGGGGGAGGGGUGGAAUUACCUGUAUGGAGAUACUACUUGGACCAAACUUCCCUCAGUCCUAGAAUUUAAGUUUUGUCUUGAGACAACGUGCUCCCCUCCAAUACACGUUUUAGGCCAGCUCCACCUCUCCUAAUUAUAAGGUUGUAAAGCCAAAGGUGUUAAUUGAAUUUGUUGUAAUGAUAAUAUAGCUUAAUAAGUUCUAUUGCAGUUAUAAACUUAAUUCCAAAAUAGGUGUAACAUAUUAUAAUAUACUGUGAGGCUGGUAUCUUUCAGUUACAAAGUAUUGAAAACAAUCAGUCCUUGUUUGUAAUGGCCAAUGCUGCGUAAAAUCACUUGAUUGUGAAUUAAGUGGUAGAUAGGUGUAAUAAGUUGACUUGAAGGCUUUUUAUUCACCUAUUUUAUUAACACAGUACAAAACAUGGCGGACUACACGAGGAACUCAAUCCGGGUGCGCAUGUGCGAAAGAUAUGCUAAUUAACCGGAAGUAAAACUACAACAUCCCCUUCUCUAAGCUGAAAAGCUGAAAAAUUACAUGAGUACAAAUGUGACUGGUAGUGUCCAAUUAGGGGUGUAAAAAAACAACAAAGAACUUUGCAGUACUAAUAAUAACAUAGUUCAAUAUCUAAUGUUUGUGUAGCAAAUGCUACAAGUCCAGUCUGUCUGGGGGCUUCACUGUCCGUGUUGAUCUGCGUAAUGGUGGACCACUUUGGGUAGGUGUGGACUUCGCAGGGGUACCAGGUGUAGACGUCCUUGGCUCUGUUGGGGGUUGGUUGCCGUUAGGUGCUGGUUCUGCUACAGGCUCAUAGUCAUCAGUAGCUGAGGUAUUAUUCAAGCUUAGUUUUUCACCUGUGGGACGAAUGUGUCUGCGGUUUCUGGUGAGAGUACUGCCAUUGGCCAUGUCCACAAUGUGCGAGCGUGGGGUUGGCGCAGCGGCUCGAACUAUUCCUGGCUCCCAUUUGGAGUUGAGGGGGUUGAAGACUCUGACAGCGUCCUGAGGGUAGACAGGCUGUAGACACUUGGAAGUCCUGUCGUAAUAUGAUUUCUGUCGGUCUUGUCUGGCUUGCAGCUUGACAUUGGCAUCAUAGUCAGGUUUGUUCAGUAGUGCAUGCCUGGAAGUAGCUGGCAGGUUAGACUGAUAUAUUCUGGAAUUUAGCAACUCUGCUGGUGAUGGCAGGGUGUGACCCAAAGGGGUUGUUCUCAGGCACAGCAUGGCUAGAUGUGGGUCUUGCCCUGAUUCCUUGCACUUUUGAAGGAGAUCCUUGACAGUUUGCACAUUUCUCUCUAUGAAGCCAUUAGCCUCCUUGUAGUAUGGGCUUGUAGUUGUAUGAAUAAAUCCAUAGGUGCUGCUGAAAACCUUGAAUAGAGCAGACGUAAACUGGGUGUCAUGUCCUGUGACAAGUUUGUCUGGUAUGCCAUGUUCCUCAAAUAUUCCUUUGAGGUGAGCGAUGACAGUAGAUGAUUGGAUGUUAGUUAGCUUGCGCACAAUUGGGAACUUACUGUAGUAAUCAGAGAGUAGUAAGUAUGGUGAACCGUUCCAGGAGAACAAGUCAGAUGCUAGGGUGUGCCAGGGCCUUGGUGGAACAUCAUGAGGCAUUAGCGGUUCUUUAGUGUUCAUGGACUGAUUAUGCUGACAGGGAGCACAACUCUUGACCAUGUUGUCGAUGUCGGCAUUGAUGUUCGCCCAAAAGACUGAUCCCUUGGCUCUGAGCUUGCAUUUUUCCGCACCCUGGUGUGCAUAGUGUAGCUGCUGUAGAACAUCUGGUUGCAGGGUCUUUGGAAUUACAAUUCGGGUACCCUUCAGGACCAAUCCAUCGGUGACAGUAAGUUCGUCACGAUAGUUCCAGUAUGGGUGUAGUAACUCCGGGCAUUCAGCUCUUUUGUUUGGCCAACCUUGGGCGAUGACGGCACGAAGUGAGUGAAGUGUUGUGUCCUUCCUCGUCUCCUCUUGGAUCUGCGUUAUCCUAGUAGGGCUAGCAUUGAGGUGCAAGUGUAGCUCAUGUAUAGAGACAUCAAGUCCAGCGAUAGUGUCACCGGGACUUGGGUUAAGUCGUGAGAGGGCGUCGGCCAGGGGUAUGUCCUUCCCUGGGACAUAUCGAAUGUCGAUGUCGUAUUUCUGUAUCCGCAGCAUCAUCCUGGCAAUGCGGGGUGGCGCGCUGGCCAGAUGCUUUUUGAAUAUUGCCUCCAGUGGCUUGUGGUCCGUGUGGACCUGGACGUGGCGUCCAUAAGCGUAGUAGUGGAAUUUCUCGAGACCAUGGACGACUGCAAGCAUUUCCCUUUCUAUGUUGGAGUACCUCCUCUCGGUUUCAGUGAGUAGCUUACUUCUGUACUCCACAGGGCCUUUAUCUUGGAUGAGUGUCGCGCCGAGGCCACGUUGAGAUGCAUCCACCUGGAUUACGACAGGCUUGGUGCUGUCGAAAUACUGCAGCGAGGCUGGCGAUGUGAUGAGUUUCUUGAUGUCAUCUACAGCUUUCUGGUGUUCUGGGCACCACUGGAAUUGACUACUUUUCCUUGUCAAGUCCCAGAGGACCGCUGCUGUUGAAGCGAGGUUGGGUAUGAAACGGCUAAGGUAUUGCGUCAUACCUAGGAAGACUUGGAGAUCUGUGAGGCUCGUUGAAGGAUCCAUGUUGUUGAUGGCUUCAACCUUAGCAGGGUCAAGUUUCAGACCAUCUGCACUUAGGGUGUGUCCGAAGAAGACAAGUUCCUUGCUGGCAAUUUUGCAUUUGUCAGCAUUGAAUUUCAGACCAGUUUCACGGGCACGCUCCAUUACUGCUUUCAGGUUAUUGUCAUGCUCCUUACGGUUGCGUCCGUAAACAACUAUGUCGUCUGUGAUGCCUGUCACCCCAGGUAAGUCACCAAAGGUUUCGUCGACCUUCUUUUGGAAGAUGUCCUGAGCACAAAUCAGACCAAAGGGUAGUCGUAGGAAUCUGAAUCUUCCAUGGGGAGAGUUGAAUGUUGUAUAGAGUGAGCUUUCCUGGUCAAGCUUUAUGUUCCAAUAACCGCUGCGGGCGUCAACUAUGGAGAAGUACUCGGAUCCACUUAGCUUUGAUAAGACUUCAUCAAGAGUGGGUGUACGAUGAUGUGGACGUUUGAUGGCGCAGUUGAGGUCCUUUGGAUCAAGGCAGAGUCGUAUGGAGCCAUUCCGCUUUGUGGAACAGACUAGCGAGUUGACCCAGUCAGUGGGUUCAUCAACCUUGGUGAUGAUUCCUUGCUGUACGAGGGAUUCCAACUCCUUGCGCAGAGGCUCCUGAAGUGCUUCAGGGACUCGUCGUGGCGGGUGAACCACAGCGGGUACUGUAGGGUCAAGUGUGAUAUGGAACUCUCCGUUGAAGCAUCCGAUGCCUUCGAAGCAGUCAGCAUACUGUCUUAGUAGAGCUGCCUUUGCCUCAGGGUCAUCCUUGGGUACUUGAGCUGGUCGUAUUUCGGCUGGCUCAGCCUGGUCUUUGCUUAGACUGUGGUUAAGGGUUACAAGCUUCAUUGCAGUACAUGUGGGUAGUCCUAGGAUUGUAGGUCCUGUCGUGUUUACAACAUGAAAUUCAUGAGGGCUGGACUGACCGUUAUGUAGUAAAGUGAGGUUGCAGGUACCGUAGUGUUGUACUUCAUGGCCUCCAUAUGCUGUUAUCCUUGUGUCUGAUGGGGCUAAGCUGAGGGGCUUGCCGUCUAUGUCGCAGAGUGACUCUGGAUAGAUGUGCUUGUAGUUGCUUAAUGGGGUUUGUAUUUGUUUAUUUUCACGUGAGUGUGUCUUGGGAUGUGAAGAAGGGCUUUUGUGGGUUGUUGCGUGUACAGGUAUAGUGUUUGUGCCUCUAAUAUCUUGUAACUGAGCCGAAGUGGCUUCCUCAGUCCUGGCUAUGUCUAUUGCCUUAGCGAGCGUUAGAGUUUUGUCUAACUCGAGGAGUUUAGCCUGGACACGUGGGCGGCGAGACCCGAAAAUUAGAGCGUCAAUAAUGUGUUCGUCUACAUUAUCAUACCUGCAUUCGCUGGCUAGCAAUCUUACUUUCUUUAUAAAUGAAUCCACUGGUUCAUCGUCCUUUUGCUUCAGAGUGCGUAGUUUAAAUCGUGCUAAGCGAAAAUUGCUCUUGGGGGCGACGUAUUCUUCAAACUUCUCCCAGUAAGUUGACAGCUUUUUCUUCUCGUCUGAGGUUAGCGACCACGUAGAAACUAAUUCAAUUCCUUCUUCUCCCGUCCAUAUCAACAGAUAACUGACCUUUUCUUUCUCCGAUUUGGACUUAAGCGGGCCAGAAAAGUACAAUUCGACGGUUGCCUUGAACUUUUUUAGCGCUUGUUGAAGAUCGGUUGCAUUCCAGUCCAUACGAGGACUAGUGAGUCCAGUGAGUUCGGCCAUUUUCCUUGUGUAAACUUGCUAGAUUUCUCGUAAAAUACCGACCUGGUAUGUUUGAGAGUGAUUUUCCUUCAGUUUGCUUCUGACACCAUGUAAUAAGUUGACUUGAAGGCUUUUUAUUCACCUAUUUUAUUAACACAGUACAAAACAUGGCGGACUACACGAGGAACUCAAUCCGGGUGCGCAUGUGCGAAAGAUAUGCUAAUUAACCGGAAGUAAAACUACAACAAUAGGGUUGUCGGUUGAUCCAAGGCAUCAAGACCAUGUUUUUUCAUGAAUUUGAUAUUGUGCCAACAAAGUUUCAUACCUUCACAGAGGAAUUAUGGAUGCGUUCUGCUAUUAGAGCAUGGAGUAUGUUCAAGAGGGUCGUCUAAAAGCAAUGAUCUUAAUCUAGAGUCCUUUACAUACAUGUAUUUCUGAAAUAUAUCGACUUCUAAUGAAAGUUACUGUACCCAUUUGAUGUCGGUACGGCUAGUUGGAAUGGGAUUUUUCUAUUAUGGACAAGUUCCUGGCUACCAAAAAAACGCGACGAUACUCGACCAGUAUUUCUGUAUUUUUAGUUUGCCCCUACUCUGACAAGAAUUUGUUAAAGUCUCCCCCCAUCUUUCUGUUUGGCCUCUGCAUUUUUACGACCAUUUUAUUACGACUACGCAUAGAAACUGUAUUUUAUCUGUAUUUUAUUAUUGUUGGAAAAAUGUAAAAAUAAACACACUAUCCAUUAAAA
Messenger RNA from Nematostella vectensis (starlet sea anemone), 6073 nucleotides. RefSeq names its product methionine adenosyltransferase 2 subunit beta. The record is from RefSeq and is a predicted model, not a curated record. The coding region runs from base 41 to 976 and encodes 311 amino acids. NCBI's taxonomy places the organism in Eukaryota, Metazoa, Cnidaria, Anthozoa, Actiniaria, Edwardsiidae. Gene Ontology annotation, cellular component: methionine adenosyltransferase complex. The transcript has 2 exons. Gene Ontology annotation, molecular function: methionine adenosyltransferase regulator activity. Gene Ontology annotation, biological process: S-adenosylmethionine biosynthetic process.